CUUACAGAACUCGCUGCAUACUACAGCGAGACUGCGACGAAACUACUGCAAUCAUGGCGCCAUCAUUUGACAACCUCGAUGAAGACUUCGACAUUGACGAUGAGGAGAUUGACUUCUCAGACCUUCGCGAGAAGUUCGAGACGACCAUGGAGGAUGGUCUGGACACAUUCAUUGUGAUUGAUGGCCUGCCGAAGGUGCCCGAGGCCAGCAAGGAGAAGCUCAUCAAGUUCUUGCUGCGAAAGUUGACCACCGUGGGCAAGACCAAAGAUGAGAAUGUGGUGAUGCCGACUGGAGAGGAUGGUCUUACUGAGGGAUUUGCCUUUGUCGAGUACGAGACCUCCGCGCAAGCCGCUGCUGCAGUCAAGGCACUCCAUGCCACCGCUCUUGACAAGAAGCACACAAUCGCCGUGAACAAGCUCACCGACAUCGAGCGCUAUGGAAGAGAAGGUAGAAUCGAUGAGAACUACAAGGCACCAGAGAUUGCGCCAUUCGAAGAGAAAGAGCAUUUGAGAUGGUGGUUGGGUGAUCCAGAAGGCAGAGAUCAGUUCGUGAUGUACCGUGGCGACAAUGUAGGCGUCUUCUGGAACGAGAGAGAAGCGCAGCCAGAACCAGUCGUGGAUCGACAGCACUGGACCGAGUCAUUCGUACAGUGGUCGCCAAAGGGCACGUAUCUGACUUCGAUGCACGCUCAGGGUGUCCAGCUGUGGGGUGGUCAAACCUGGUCGAGGCAGAAGAGGUUCAUGCACCCCGGCGUUAAUCUCGUCGACUUCUCGCCCGAUGAGCGCUUUAUGACCACUUGGUCGCAUCGUCCGAUGACCGUGGAAGAGGGCAAUCCAGUGCUCUCGGUCGAGGAAGACGGCAAGAACUACAUCAUCUGGGAUGUCGCAACCGCGAAGCCGCUUCGAUCAUUCCAGACCUUGGAUCUCCCAGGGCCGACUAUGGACGCGGAGGGCAACCCGAUCAAGAAGAAGAUCCAAUGGCCCGCAUUCAAGUGGUCCGCCGACGCGAAGUAUGUCGCACGCAUGACACAAGGCCAAGGCAUUUCCAUAUACGAGCUCCCUAGCAUGCGACUUAUGGACAAGACUAGUGUGAAGAUUGAGGGCGUCAUGGAUUUCGAGUGGUGUCCAUCGAAUCCACAGCGUGUCGACAAACGUGACUACGAACAGCUUUUCUGCUACUGGACGCCCGAGAUGGGAUCGAACCCAGCAAAGGUCGGUCUCAUGUCUAUCCCAUCGAAGGAGAUUGUGCGAACACGAAAUCUAUUCAACGUCAGCGACGCAAAGCUGCAUUGGCAAUCCGACUCGGCAUACGUCUGCGUAAAGGUCGACCGACACAGCAAAUCCAAGAAGUCGCUCGCCACCAACCUCGAAAUUUUCCGCGUCAAGGAGAAGGGUGUGCCUGUCGAAGUCGUUGAUAGCAUCAAAGACACAGUCAUCAACUUUGCAUGGGAACCGAAGGGUGAUCGCUUUGUGCUCAUAACGGCAGGCGAGGUUCCCGCAGGAGCAGCCGUGCCACCAAAGACAUCGGUUUCCUUCUUCUGUCCCGAGAAGGCUAAGGGAAAUGCUGUUGGCAACUUCAAGCUCAUCCGGACUGUUGACAAGAAAAACAACAAUGCCAUCCACUGGUCGCCAAAUGGUCGCUUCGUCAUUGUUGCCACUGUGCUCAACCAGCAGAGCUUCGAUCUUGACUUCUGGGACUUCGACUUUGAGGGUGAGAGGGAAGAAAAGGACAAGGAUCUUACUGCCAACCUCCAACUCAUGUCCACUGCGGACCACUACGGUGUGACUGACAUUGAGUGGGAUCCAUCUGGACGAUUUGUCGCGACGAGCGCCAGUGUCUGGAAGCACAGAAUGGAAAACGGAUACCACAUGUACGACUUCUCUGGGAAGCUCCUUCGUGAAGAGCCAAUCGAGCAAUUCAAGCAAUUCACUUGGCGACCACGACCAGAGCGCCUGCUUAGCAAGGAGGAGAUGAAGAACAUUCGCAAGAACCUUCGCGAAUACUCCAAGCAAUUCGACGAGGCAGAUACUGCCAAGCGCAGCUCCGCCGACAAGGCCGUCAUCGAGGCGCGCAGAAGACAACUUGACGAGUGGAUUGCGUGGAGAGAGCGUACGCGUGAAGAACUCCUUGAGGAGAGACACGGGCUCGGUCUGCCUGAAAAGACUCCUGAACAAGCAGCACUUGAUGUCGAGGAGGAUGGUGACGAGAGCAAGGUGGUCGAGGAGAUCUUCGAAGAGAUCAUUGAGGAGACUGAGGAGAUUAUGGAGUAAAGGACAUACUUCUGGCGUUUAUCAAGCGAGAUGCAUAGAAAGCUUUUGCGAGAAUCAUGAAGCAUGAAAGGUGGGCUAUGGGGUGCAGUGCUCACAGCUAGGCCAGCAGCCUUGUUGAAUGGCAAUCCUUUUGCAGCGUG
Pseudocercospora fijiensis CIRAD86 is the source of this 2410-nucleotide messenger RNA. RefSeq lists its product as uncharacterized. Gene Ontology annotation, molecular function: RNA binding; translation initiation factor activity; translation initiation factor binding. Gene Ontology annotation, biological process: translational initiation. Gene Ontology annotation, cellular component: eukaryotic translation initiation factor 3 complex. The record is from RefSeq and is a predicted model, not a curated record. The coding region runs from base 54 to 2270 and encodes 738 amino acids. Lineage: Eukaryota; Fungi; Ascomycota; Dothideomycetes; Mycosphaerellales; Mycosphaerellaceae. The transcript has 3 exons.